Molecule: messenger RNA, 6426 nt
Organism: Spodoptera frugiperda (fall armyworm)
Lineage: Eukaryota; Metazoa; Arthropoda; Insecta; Lepidoptera; Noctuidae
Product: girdin
Exons: 7
Coding region: 169-4293 (1374 amino acids)
Biological process (GO): cytoplasmic microtubule organization; cytoskeleton-dependent intracellular transport
Cellular component (GO): cytoplasm; centrosome
Molecular function (GO): dynein light intermediate chain binding; microtubule binding
Source: RefSeq, a predicted model, not a curated record
AUAUUUAAUUGUCAACUUGAUUUAGAACAAGUGGUACAAGGCAGUACGGAUAUUUCUCGUUUACUGCAGAUGUUAAGUGAAAUUAGUACUUUUAUAAGCACUGAGCACUGCUUCGAUGCAAUGCGUGCCGGACAAACACAGAGGAGUAGGUUUCGUUCAUCCUAACGCAUGGCAAGGAUGGCCGCGUCUGGUUCCGAAAUUGACGACUUCUUGAACGGGCCUCUAGUUUCGUGGCUGAAAUCAUGUCUUCCAAGUCCAGAUGUUGUCACAGAGUAUUCAUCUCUGUUCAAUGGAGACAUCUUACAUCAAGUGUACCUUCAGAUAGACCCAGAGCCAUCAUGCCAUAUCACAAAGCUUGCUGGGUUAGAAGACCAAGCCCUGAUAUUAGGUAGAGUGAAGAACUUUGAUGCCAUCAUCAAAAAUGUGAAGAGUUUGUAUGAAGAAGAGCUUGGCAUGACACUCUUGGUGGUCCCAGAAUGUAUAUGCUUGGGAAAGGCACCAGAAACAAGGGAGGGUCUGGAAACCAUGAAGCUUCUGAUCUUGCUUCUCCUUGGUGCAGCAGUGCAGUGUCCUAAUAAAGAAUUGUUCAUCACCAGGAUUAAGGAACUUAAUGUUGAUCUGCAGCACAACAUUGUGGAAUGCAUCAAACAGGUUACAGACAUGCAGACUGUGGUUUUGACGCCAGAUGCCAUCGAUCUUUUUCAAUCACCGACGAUGUUUAAUCACAUGCGUCGGUUAGCUAAAGAACGUGAUCACUACUUACAAAACUGGGCUUCCCUAGUACUUCACGAAGGUUUGUGCGAGAAUGACAAUGAGAACAAAAAUGGAAAGAAUAGGUCUACACAGAAUGUCAACCAAAAUAAUGGCGAUAGCCAACAUCUUGCUGUCGAGCUGGCUGACUGGAAAGCACGCCUGAGGAAGCAAAGACAAGAAUUGGAAGAAAAAUCGGAACAGUUGUCUGAAUGUCGUGAAGAAUUAGAACACACCAAGCUAGUGCUAGCCAAGUUACGCUCUGACAGCCAAGAAUGGUUCAAUGAAGCUAGAAAAUCGGCAGGCUAUAGAGAUGAAGUUGAUGCUCUUAGGGAAAAGGCUGAGCGGUGUGAUAGGCUAGAACAAGAAAUUCAGCGUUACCGUGAUCGUCUAGCAGACGCGGAGUAUUAUAAAACUCGAGUUACAGAACUUCGCGAAGAUAAUAAAGCUUUAAUGGAAACAAGAGAUGCCUUAGAAGAACAACUACAGAGAGCACGGAAACGUGCUGAACAAUGCCUUACUUUAGAAGCAGCUAUGAUCAAAUUGAAGAGGGAAGCCAACGAUAUUGCAUUGGAAAGAGAUGCAGAUCAACAGAAAAUCCAGGAACUUAUUGAAGAAAACAAUCAUCUGCAGUACAUAACGAAAUCAGUAUUAAGUGAAAGCAAUAAUAGUAAUUUAGAUACAGAUAACGAAGGGGAGAGCACGCUAGAAUCCGGCGAGAAUAGCUUAUCAGAACAAUUGACGAGUAAUGCUCAAGCUAGGGCCUUAAAACUCGAACUUGAAAAUAAGAGACUUUUAUCAACUAUAGACAGCCUUCGAGAACAAACAUUACUAGAGAGUAGUGAUAAAGUGCUUGAACUAGAGAAGGAAAAGAAAAGAUUAACAUUAAAAUGUGAGCAGCUUCAAGAAAACUGUAACAGGCUUAUGCAACAGAACUCAGAGCUAGAAGAAGUAUUCAGAAAUGCUCUAGAAGAAAAUAGGAAGUUACAAGAUUCUUUUGACAGCCAAAAAACAUUUAUAGACCGACAAGCAAUUGAUAGGGAUUCAGAAAAGAACAAAUUACAGGAUUUCGAAAAGCAUUUAGAAUCUAUAACCAAAGAUAAACAGAGAAUUCAAAUGUUAUGUGACUCUAUUCAAAGAAGAGCAGAUGAAUUAGAAAAGUCUUUGGAUGCCAGAACUAAAGAGCUGAACAUUUUGAAGCCUGAAGCUGAUAAGGUCACUGGUCUCAUUAUUCUAACUGAGGAGCUAAAAACUAAAUUAACAUACAGUGAAAGGGACACACACAACUUGCAGAGGGAAGUUAACAAAUUAAGAGAAGCUGUUGAAGAAAAGGAUGUCUCUCUUGAUAAACUUACAACCGAGAUUGAACUCAAAAAGAAGGAAUUGGAGAGACUUACAAGAGAACUAGAGAUAAGCCACACAUUGACAAGCAAACUCCAAGACUUAGAACAAAAGACUCAAGAGCUUAAAUCACAAAAGAAAGUAGAUUCUGAAACCAUUCAGACAUUGCAGAAGGACCUUAUUUCAGAAAAGGUCAAUUUUGAUAAAUUAAGAAAUUGUAUGGAUAAACUUGGUAUUAAUGCAACAGACAUUUUAAGUAGAGAUGUUAGUAUAGAAGAUUUAUUGGAAAAAGUCAUCACAAAUGUUGAUCACGAAGGAUUGAUUUCAGAAAUUGCAGCUAAGGCCAAUUUAAUGAAAUUGGUUCCAUGUGAUUGUAAUCAUGACAAUGUUAACGUAAAUAGCAAUGAUGAUAUAGUCAAUCCGCAAAUAGAGCAGCUCACCUCAGAUCUUGCGACAUUGCAGGCAUCACUAGAAAGUAGUCAAGCUGAAAAUGCUAAACUACAAGUAAACAUUGCAACUUUGAACUCUCAGAAUGGUUCUUUGAUAUCUCAACAAAUGACCCUACAGCUAGCUAAUAGCCAACUUGCUGCUGAGAAAGAAGAGAUUAUCAAACAGUUAGAAGUUUUGAAAGAUAAACAAGAUAACCUACUGAGAGAUCAAGUGGCUCUACAGACACUUCAUGAACAGCUUAACACUGAGUAUGAAACUUUGCUUAGUGAAAGAGAACCUGUUAAAAUCGCUGUUAGAGAUCUAAAACUUGAAAAUCGGGAAUUAAAAGAAAAGUUAGCACAGUAUGAGAAGAAGGUGUCAGAUUUCGAAGCUGAAAGAGAAAACUUAAAGAUCGAAUCUAGAAACCUGGUUAAUCUUAGAGCUGAGCAUUCUAAACUCAAGGAUGACUUCAGGAAUCUCUUUACAGCAAGUGACAGAUUAAAGAAUGAGUACAGAAAUAUGCAAGAAGAAUAUAGAAAUCUUAGAAGUGAAGUUACUCAACUGAAAUUAAGAAAUACUGAGAUCUCUGGAGAAGUUAACACAAAAGUUGAGAUUAUAACCAGUAUGGAAUUAGAAAUUAAUAAGACUAACCAACAUUGUGAAAUGUUAAUUCAAAUGAAUAAGAGUUUAGAUGCAGACAGGCGUUCUUUGAUGGAUCACGUGUCACAACUGUUGACCCAAUAUCACGAACUACUUGCUCAUUCACUAAAAGAUAAACAGCAUUAUCAUGAAGAAGAAAAAAUGUUUGCAGAUAAAGUGAAUGCCUUAUGUCGUCAAAAAGAAAAAUUAGAAGAAAAAAUUAUGGAACAUUACAAAAAGUUGGAUAACUGUACCACAAAAAGACGUGGCUUUGGUGCGUCAUUUGUGAAGAGGGUGCGGAAAGCUGGUACAGAUUUGAUUAAUAAAGUACCAACAAGAAACAACAAACGAAUUGAAGACGCCAGUCGAUCGAAAUCUCAGCUUACAUUGGCUGGGUCGGAAUCGGGUGAAUCAGAUCCUGGUAGCCAAGAACUAGAAAAAAUAUCGAAAAAUUCUGAUCAAGAUCAAGGUUCUUCAAAUCCCAGUGCGGAAUCCCCCAGACACAGCAUAGAUUCUAGUUUCACAAGAAGGUUCGAUGACAAACUUUUGAAAAAAUCGGAUAACAUUGACAUGAGUGGAUCAAUUCCAAGUUUGGAUUCAACUAGAUUGACCAGUGAAAGUAAUUUUGUGCGGAGGCUUUCUGGAACUUCGAUACACAGCGGCGGAGGUGACGAUGCGCUUAUCAGAGCAUCGUUGAGACGACGACCACAUAAAGCAGUUCCACCUACCCAUAGAAAUAGUUUCCAAGGUCUAGAAGGCGACACGGGACUACCAGCAGCAUCAACACCAACACCAUUUGGCACAGCAGGCACCAGGCGCACGGUGUACGUAGCAGAUGAAGAUGCUAGUGCUAAUCUGAAUACUAAGCCACAAAGUACACCUAUCAAAGAAAACCCAACUUACUUGGUAUACAAUCGAAUUUCGACUGUAAUUGGUGAUGGUGCCUGUCAAAGCAUGAAUGAUCGACCAGCCACAGAUCAACACAGGUCAAUGUCUGAACAUCCGAGAUCUGCAGUAGAAGAGAGCUUGCCGGAAAGAGACGAUCUCAGAAAUGAUAGGAGGUCUAUAAAUCGGAAUGAGAAAACGGAUAACUCGAAAGAAUCGGCAAUUUGGUACGAGUAUGGUUGUGUAUGAGGUAUUUUUUGAAUGUUUAUUGACUAAUUUAGGAUGGAAGUUGGGAAUGUAUUACAGACUGAUGAGAUGCCUUGUAUUUUGAUAUUCGAUAUGAUCGCGCGGUUGGAAUAUUGCAAACAUACUUAAGACAAAUUGGCAAUGUUUUGAUAAUGUGAUAAAAUACUUUUUUAUUUUAUUUUGAACCAGUAUUAGUUGGCAUUUACUUUGUUGAUAUGGGUGACAAUAAAUUUCCUGUUUAGCUUUAAAACCUGUAACGUAAACGUCUAUGACACGAAUAUCAGUAAAUAAUAAACAGCAUAGUACGUAAAAUUAGGUUUCAUAGUUUGGAUGCAUCAAUAAUCAUGGUUUAUAAGGCAGCUAAUUAUUUUGAAAUAAUAAAAUUAAGUACAAACUUAAUUUAUUUUCUAUGAAAAAGGUAUGAAUGGUACCUAGACAUGACUAAGAUUUUUGUUUGUUGAUAUUUAUUUUAAACUUUACGCACUGUACAAAACAUUUAGGGCAGCUGUUCUAAAAUAUAAUUGUCUACAAAUAGAAUCACGUAAAUGAAGCCUGUUUUUUCUCUCUUUAGGAACAUUUCUUCUUAGUAUAAUUAGUUUACAGUAAUUUACUAGCAUAUAUGAUUUACCGGUGUAGUAAAGACUAACAACAUAAUAGCAUAAAGCUUGCUAUUUAACAGUGGAAUAAUUUUAAUGUAAUGUAUGGAUCAAUUUUAUUUUACAGGACCAAAUAAUUUACUAUUUUAGAUUAAAUACAUUUUAUUUACUUUACUUUUUGAGAUUAAUACUCAAACUUAUUUUGAGGCUAUUAAGAUGCAUCAAUAAAAUUUAUGUAAAUCUUUUUUAUUCAUGUAAAUAUAAGUUUAAUUUGUAGUUUGAUUAAUACAAUACCUACACUUUGUGAUGUUUUUCUUAGUUUAUUGCCUUGCCAGUGAUAUCUGUGACUUCUGGAAUACAUAAUAUUAUUGUAUUAUCGUUUCUCAGUGUAUGUAUUUGAUAGGUUAUCUUUCCGUAUACUAUGUACCAAGCUGAAAAUGCCGAAAAUAUGGAAUAUUAUUUUUCUGGAGUAAAUUAUUUUGUACAUAGAAUUUAUAAAUUUAGCGAUGGUUGUGACGAGAAUGGAAUAGGUACUGAAUGCUCUCUUUUUAUUAGACUCCUCGUCUAACAUAACAUGUGUAUGUAAUGCAAUGUACCAAAAUGACAAAACCAUUGCUUUUAUAUUACCAUGAUUAUAUUGUUCAAAAUAAUGUAUUCUAUAAAAAUAAUCACAAUAAAGUUAACCAUCAGCUUUUGGUACAUAUUGUAUGAUAUUCUUUACUUAUAUUUUGUGUGUCAAGCACUUAUGUACAAAUAUAUUUUAUUUGUAUGUUAUUAUUGUACAAGUACUUAGUGUACCUAUUUUGUAUGUUUAUCUCUAGUUUCUUUUAAUAAGAAGUUAAUGAUAUUAUUACAGUUACAGUAAUCUUUAUUAAUAUUUCAUUACACAUUUUGUUCCAGUACAAACAAACGUAAUAUGACAGCUUAUGUUGCAUUGUCGUAGGUACUUUGCGAUCAUAAAUAGGUAGAUUAAGUUUAUUGUGUUAACAACUAAAAAAACUUUGUAAAUCUUUCUCAUAUUCAAUUCAUUAUAAAUUGGAUGAUGUAUAUUUGUUUUUCAUAGAAAUAUACUUAGCAGUGGACCUCUGAAACAGUUAUUAAAUAGCAGCAAGUACAUUAUUGUUGUAGACUAGUGCCUUUUGAUGCCCCAUAAUUUGAUUUAAUCGAAUGUUAAUAAUAUACUUGUUUAUUGGUACUAAAGAUGGUGCUUUUCAUCACUGUGAUGAAAUCAUUGCAGAAAAUUGUUUAAAGUGUGAUUAUAAUAUUUAUUUGAUAAACAGCUUUUGACAAAAAAUGUCUGACUUCCAAAUUAUUUGGUAAUAAUUGAAGUAAAGGCUACUUUUUCCUAAUUUAGGUGAAGCACAAAAAUGUACUGAUUUAUUUAUCCAUGGACAUACAAUGACUUAUGAUUUUAACUCCAUUUUUUUGAUAUUAUUUGUAAUUUACUUUAUUAUAGUAAGGUACUUAAUAAAUGCCUCUCACCGAAUUUAUAUUUUAGCACACACAUUUAACUUCUCGAAUACAGUUCUUAUUAAACAUU